AUGGAUACGAGUAACGAUAACAACAAGAGAACGAUAGAUGAAUCCUGUUCAACUGAUCAACCAACAAUCAGCAGCACAACACAAUCAGAAGAUCAACCAAUUGCAUCAAUAGUAGAAGGAACGAAUGACACAACAACAUCAGCAGCAGCAGCUCAGUCAAAGAAACUAAAGACUAACACCACCCAAGUCGAAGAAGAUGAAGAAGAGUCUGGAGGUGAUGACGAUGGUGGCGAAGACUUUGAUGAUGAGAAGCAAAAGCCAAGGGGACGUGUUGCUCCACCAAUGCUGACCAAGGAGCAGUUGAUCGAAUUGCAGACGCCACACAAGAUCACAACAGCUGACACCAAGAAGAAGAAGGUUGUCAUUUGUGUAGGUUACUCUGGAACAAAUUACAAGGGAAUGCAAAAGAACCCUGGAUGUCCAACCAUUGAGGAGGAAAUGGAGAAGGCAAUCUUCAAGGUGGGUGGCAUCACCCCAGACAACAUGUACAGUCACAGGAAGAUCGAUUGGAUCAGAUGUGCCAGAACUGACAAGGGUGUGUCCGCUCUGAGGAACAUGGUCUCGUGCAAACUAGAGUAUGAUCCACCCACUUUGGAAGAGAUGAAGGAUGCGAUCAACAAGCAGUUACCAUCAGACAUCCACAUCUUUGGCAUCAAGCGAGUGAACAACACAUUCCACGCCAAGAACUGUGUCGAUCGCAGACAAUACGUCUACAUCACACCGACCUUCUCCUUUGAGCCAAUCUACGCCACCAACCGACCAGCCACAUUCAAGUUUGACGAGAAGGAGCGUGAGAGAGUUAACAAUGUCCUCAAGCUAUUCCUUGGAACACACAGAUAUCACAACUACACCUCCAAGAAGGAGAGCAACGAUCCAUCUGCCGUCAGAACAAUCAAUUCAUUCGAGUGUACAGAACCAUUCGUACUGGAAGGCAUUGAGAUGGUUGCGCUGAACAUCACAGGACAGAGCUUCAUGUUGCAUCAGAUUCGUAAGAUGGUUGGUGUCACUAUGCAGUUCUUGCGCAAAGGCUACUACUAUGAUAUGGCAUCGGAGGAGGAGGCCAUCGAGACGAUGAGGAAGCAGGUCGAAGCCACAUUUGCACACAAGCAAUUCAACUUGCCUAUGGCGCCAGGUGCCGGUCUCUUGUUGGAUCGUUGUCUGUACGAGAUAUGGACACAGAAGUUUGGCAGUGUGCAUGGCGAUCUGCUGUUUGACGACAACAAGGCCGAGAUCGACGCCUUCAAGUAUGGCACGGUGUACAAAGAGAUUGCAGACUUUGAGGCCAAGCAACAGCUGUUCACCAUUUGGUUCAAAGAGUGUUUGGAUCCAUACCCAUUGCCCUUCAACGAUUUGAUAGAGACCUUUAACAAUCCACCACCUGCGCCCCCAAGAAAGAGACAACAGCAAAAGGGUCCAAGAGAUCGUGUGCCACACUAUCGUCAAAUUAAGUAUUUGGGAAGACCUGAUGAGAACAACACUACUACAACUACUACAACUACGACUAUGGCUACCGCUACCUCCACUGCCAAUCAAUAA
Molecule: messenger RNA, 1536 nt
Organism: Acytostelium subglobosum LB1
Lineage: Eukaryota; Evosea; Eumycetozoa; Acytosteliales; Acytosteliaceae
Exons: 3
Coding region: 1-1536 (511 amino acids)
Biological process (GO): tRNA pseudouridine synthesis; mRNA pseudouridine synthesis
Cellular component (GO): nucleus
Molecular function (GO): RNA binding; pseudouridine synthase activity
Source: RefSeq, a predicted model, not a curated record